AUGGGAACCUGCGCCUCCAAGCCUCCCAAAUCAAACCCUUACGCUGACAGAGAUCAGCCAAGUGACCUUCCUGAACCUGCGCAGACUCCGAAGUCCCAGGCGGACCGGGACCUUCUCACGGCCAUCAAGCAGUCUCCGUUCUUCCCAUUCUACACCCCGAGCCCUGCCCAUGGCGUCAAGGCUCCGAAAUCUCCGGCCAGCUCCACUCCGAUGCGGAUCUUUAGACGGCCUUUCCCUCCGCCUUCUCCGGCCAAACACAUCAAGGCGGUGCUCCGCCUCCGGAGGGAGAAGAAGGCGGUCGCGAUUCCGGAGGACGAGGAGAGUGAUGAGCCGGCGGAGUUGGACAAGAGAUUUGGGUUCUCGAAGGAGUUCACUAGUCGGUUAGAGGUAGCGGAGGAGCUCGGUCGAGGUCAUUUUGGAUAUACUUGCUCCGCCAAGUUCAAAAAAGGUGAACGCAAAGGCCAGAAGGUCGCUGUCAAGGUCAUCCCCAAGUCUAAGAUGACAACAGCUAUUGCAGUUGAGGAUGUAAGAAGGGAAGUGAAAAUUUUACGCGCCUUGACAGGACAUAACAAUCUUGUACAAUUCUAUGAUGCAUUUGAAGACCCUGAAAAUGUCUAUAUAGUUAUGGAGUUAUGUGAAGGAGGGGAACUUUUAGACCAAAUACUUUCACGUGGUGGGAAAUACUCAGAAGAUGAUGCCAAGACUGUCUUGAUGCAAAUACUUAAUGUGGUUGCAUUUUUUCAUCUCCAGGGUGUGGUUCACCGAGAUCUCAAACCAGAGAACUUCUUGUAUACUUCUAAAGAUGAGAAUUCCAAGCUGAAAGCGAUAGACUUUGGCUUGUCAGAUUUUGUCAGACCAGAUGAAAGGCUUAAUGACAUUGUAGGAAGCGCAUACUAUGUGGCCCCUGAAGUUCUGCAUAGAUCUUAUAGUACAGAAGCAGAUGUAUGGAGUAUAGGCGUAAUAGCAUACAUUUUAUUAUGUGGUAGUCGUCCAUUUUGGGCUCGGACAGAGUCUGGCAUUUUCCGGGCUGUCUUGAAAGCUGAACCAAGUUUUGAUGAAGAUCCUUGGCCUUCAUUAUCUUCAGAGGCGAAGGAUUUUGUCAAGCUUCUAUUGAAUAAGGACCCCAGAAAGCGAAUGACAGCUGCUCAGGCUUUAAUUCAUCCUUGGAUCCGGAAUCAUCGUGAUGUAAAAGUUCCGCUUGAUAUUUUGAUACUUCGACUCAUGAAGGCAUACUUGCGAUCAUCAUCUUUGCGUAAGGCUGCUUUAAGGGCUCUGUCUAGAACGCUAACUGCCGAUGAACUCUUUUAUCUGAAGGAGCAAUUUGCAUUGUUAGAUCCUGAAAAUAAUGGUAGCAUAACCUUAGAAGAUAUUAAGAUGGUUCUAAUGAAAAAUGCGACAGAUUCGAUGAGGGAGUCUCGCAUUAUUGAUUAUCUUCUUUCGCUAAAUGCACCUCAAUACAGAAGAAUGGACUUUGAAGAGUUCUGUGCAGCUGCAUUAAGUGUCCACCAGCUGGAGGCACUUGAUCGCUGGGAACAACAUGCCCGUUGUGCAUAUGAGAUUUUUGAAAAGGAUGGGAAUCGGGCUAUUGUGAUUGAGGAACUUGCUUCAGAACUUGGGCUAGGCCCCUCCAUCCCAGUUCAUGCUGUUCUCCAUGAUUGGAUUAGACACACUGAUGGCAAGCUAAGUUUCCUUGGUUUUGUUAAAUUGCUCCAUGGUACAUCCAGCAGAAGUGGUACGAAGCCACAUUGAAGACUUACGGUUUGUUGCUUGUAAGAGAAAAUAAUUGCUAAUACUUCUUGGCAACAAGUAAUGUACAAGAUUGGUCUGCAUGUUCUGCAAUUGGUGCUUCCAGGUUGGGAUCUUGGCAAGCGUAGUCCUUUAUGACCAUUUUCAGUAAAGAUUACAGGUGAUCACUGUUUUCAACAAUCUAUUGGAGGAGCCAGAACGUCCAGAACUUGCAGGGCUGUCGAUUGUUUCCUGAGAAGCCAUGAAAAUCUUUGGCUCUAGGGUGUAAAGAUGUAGGGAUAGUGUUGCCUGAACAGGUGAAAAGCAUUCCACUUUUGUUGGCUGAUAAUGCUUUAUUGUUUAUACACUUUCCAUUUGUCCUGUCUUUAACUUUUGCUACCUGCUGGACAGCUAUAUGAGAAA
Molecule: messenger RNA, 2148 nt
Organism: Tripterygium wilfordii
Lineage: Eukaryota; Viridiplantae; Streptophyta; Magnoliopsida; Celastrales; Celastraceae
Product: CDPK-related protein kinase-like
Exons: 11
Coding region: 1-1749 (582 amino acids)
Biological process (GO): peptidyl-serine phosphorylation; protein autophosphorylation; intracellular signal transduction
Cellular component (GO): nucleus; cytoplasm
Molecular function (GO): calcium-dependent protein serine/threonine kinase activity; calcium/calmodulin-dependent protein kinase activity; calcium ion binding
Source: RefSeq, a predicted model, not a curated record